CGGCGGCGGCGGCGGUAGGAGCGGCGGAGAUCCGCCCCGAGACGGCGCCCCCCUGCUGUGAGGCCGACGGCAGCACCAUGAGGGAGAACUUCGACGCCCUGCUGGCCCUGGGUGUUCCCAUCGCCAAACCGGAGCCGGUGCCGCAGGCGGAGGAGCUGUGUGCCGGGGCACAGCUGGAGGACGGCGAGGCACCUGGAUGUGCCGGCUCAGCGAGGCUGCUGGUGCCCAAGGAGGAGGUGCUGCCCGAGGGCGAUGCCGAUGGCAGCAGCACCACAGGUGCCACGCAGGGGCCCGAGCUCGGCUGCUCAGAGGACUGGCUGGUGCGGAAGGUGAAGGUGGAGGAAGAGGAUGAGGAGUGGGCGGCCGGGCUGGGCGCUGAGGCUCUGUUGGCGGGGCAGCCCCCGGGCAGCGCCUGCAAGCCGGAGCCGAUGGAGGAGCCGGAGCUGCCGGAAGAGCCGGGGGAGCUGGGCUACGGCACGCUGCCCGCCUUCGCGUGGCCGCUGCUGGGCGAGGGUCCGGCCGGCGCCUGCCAACACUGCUGCUGCGCGGCGCAGUGCGGGCAGUGCGUGCCCCCGGCCCCCGCCCCGCCGCGGCCCUUCGCCUGCGCGCAGUGCGGGAAGGGCUUCGGCAAGAAGGCGCACCUGACGCGGCACCUGCGGGUGCACACGGGCGAGCGGCCCUAUCCCUGCGCGCAGUGCGGCCGCCGCUUCCGCCAGAAGAUCCACCUGCGCUCGCACCAGAAGACGCACACGGGCGAGCGGCCGUUCCCCUGCUCCGAGUGCGGGCGGCGCUUCCGCAAGAAGACGCACCUGGUGCGGCACCUGCGCACCCACACGGGCGAGCGGCCCUUCGCCUGCGCGCUCUGCGGCCGCGGCUUCGCCCACAAGCAGCACCUGCUGCGGCACCAACGCCUGCACGCCGAGCCGCCCGCUGAUGCCGACGCCGACGCCGACGCCGACGCCGAGCCGCCCGCCGACGAGAAGCCCUUCCCCUGCCCCGAGUGCGGGAAGAGCUUCAGCUGGAAGAAGAACCUGACGUCGCACCGCCGGCUGCACCUGGAGGGGCGGCCCUUCGCCUGCGCCGAGUGCGGCCGCGGCUUCAGCGACAAGCGGCACCUGACGGCGCACCUGCGCGGGCACAUGGGGCUGAAGCCGUACGCCUGCCCGCACUGCGACAAGACCUUCAGCCACAAGCCCAACCUGGCCACGCACCAGCGCACGCACACGGGCGAGCGGCCCUUCGCCUGCCCCGACUGCGGCCGCGGCUUCGCCCACAACCAGCACCUGCUGCGGCACCUGCGCGUGCACACGGGCGAGCGGCCCUUCGCCUGCCCGCAGUGCGGGCGCUGCUUCAGCUCCCGGCCCAACCUCAUCGCCCACACCAAGGCGCACGCGGGCGCGCGCCCCUUCGCCUGCGAGCAGUGCGGCCGCGGCUUCAGCCGCAAGUCCCACCUGGCGCGGCACCAGGCGGUGCACACCGGCACGCGGCCCUACGGCUGCUCCCAGUGCGCUAAGCGCUUCAGCUCCAAGACCAACCUGGUGCGGCACCAGGCCGUGCACACCGGCCACCGGCCCUACAUCUGCACCCAGUGCGGCAAGAGCUUCAGCCGCAAAACCCACCUGCUGCGCCACGAGCGCACCCACAGCACCCUUGGCAAUGGCCCCUUCCGCUGUGCCCAGUGCGGGAAGGGCUUCCGCCAGAAGCAGAGCCUCAUCACUCACGAGAGGAUCCACACCGGGGAGAAACCCUACAGGUGCGGGGAUUGCGGGAAGAGCUUCAGCCAGCGCCCCAACCUGCUGACCCACCGCCGCGUGCAUACUGGGGAGCGGCCCUUCCCCUGCACGCAGUGCGGCAAGAGCUUCAGCCAGAAGGCCAACCUCCUGGCCCACCAGCGCAUCCACGCCGACGACACCCCCUUUGUGUGCCCCGAAUGUGGGAAGAGCUUCCGCCAGAAGCCCAACCUCAUCACGCACCGGCGCAUCCACACGGGCGAGCGGCCCUUCACCUGCUUCCUGUGUGGCAGGAGCUUCAACCAGAAGACCAACCUGGUGACGCACUACCGCGUGCACACCGGCGAGCGCCCCUUCGCCUGCACCCAGUGCGGCAAGCGCUUCACGCAGAAAACCAACCUCGUGACGCACCAGAGCACCCACACUGAUGUCCGCCCCUACCCCUGCGGGCAGUGCCAGAAGUGCUUCAAGGACAAGGUGUCCCUCAAAGCCCACCAGAAGACGCACGCCCCACGCCAGCGGAGGUGCCCGGGCCGGGGUCCGGCUCCCACCCUACCCUUCGGGGCUGCACCCACACUGCUGCAGCCAGGCAGCCUGGAGCAGGAGGCUCCUUUCAGCUCCAUGCCGCCGCUGCCCGUUCAGAAGAUCCCCGAAGGCCAGGAGCUGUACUCGUGCACGGAAAAGGGCUUCCCCUCGAAGGAGCAGCUGCUGCCCACGCAGCAGGCCCAUCUAGGGGAGCAGGCCUUCCCCUGCGUGCAGUGUGGGGAGGGGUUUUGCCCCAAGGUGACUCUGCUCCGGCCGCAGCAUGGCCCCACCACCGAGGCUCCUGCUGGCUGCGCUGCAGGCUUCAGCCCCGGCCCACACCUCCUGGGGCACCUGGGGGUGCAGCCUGUCCUCGGGGACGGCACGGCCCCCACACCGCCCACCCCCGGAGCGGAGAAGCCCUUCAUCUGCAAUCAGUGUGGCAACAGCUUUGGCCUGUGGAUCUCCUUGGUUGCUCACCAGAAGACUCACGUGGGGCAGAAGUCCUACCAGUGCCCCGAGCACGACAAGAGCUCUGGAGAUGAGCUGUCCACCAAAUCUCCCCCAGAGAAAGACAUGGAGGGGAGAGCCUGGCUGUGCCCCGAGUGUGGGAGAAGUUUCGUGCAGUAUGAGCGUUUGGUGAAGCACCGCCAGAACCACCGGGGCCGGGGUCCUUAUCGCUGCGACGUCUGCGGGAAGAGGUUCAGCCUGAAGACCAACCUGGUGACUCACCAGCGCAUCCACACCGGCGAGCGGCCCUUCACCUGCGGCGUCUGCGGCCGCCGCUUCAACCAGAAGGGCAACCUGGUGACGCAUUACCGCACGCACACCGGCGAGCGGCCCUUCGCCUGCACCCAGUGCGGCAAGCGCUUCGCCCAGAAGCCCAACCUCAUCGCCCACCAGAAGACCCACUCGGGCAGGCAGCCCUUCACUUGCCUGGAGUGCCCCAAGCGCUUCAAGAGCAAGCUCUCCCUCCGGGUCCACCAGCGCGUGCACGUGGUGGAGCGGCCCCAGAGCGAGCCGGGCCCCGGCCAGACCCCGCCCAGCCUGCAGAGCCACCCCGGCAGCCCGUACCCCUGCUCGCUCUGCGGGGAGUCCUUUGAGGAGCACGGCGAGCUGCAGCUGCACCGGCAGGGCCACGCUGGCGAGCGGCCGCACGCCUGCGCCGAGUGCGGCAAGCGCUUCCGGCAGAAGGUGAACCUGGCUGUGCACCAGAGGACCCACACCGGGGAGCGGCCCUUCCACUGUGCCGAGUGCGGGAAGGGCUUCAGCCAGAAGGCUCACCUCCUCCGGCACCGCCGGACGCACACCGGUGGUGUGCCGCCCUCCUGCUGCGAGGGGACCUGCCCGGCACACCGCGACGAGCCGGACGCCAGCGCUGCCCUGGGGAAGGGACCCGCGCCGCCUGGCGCGCUGCUGCCGCCCUGCUCCCGUGGAGCCGUGCAGGGAUCGCUGCCGCGGGAGGAGCUCCGGCCGGGAGCGCAGCCCGGCCCAAACAGAGCAGAGAGCCCAUCCGGGGCCGCAGACAUCCUUCUGCAGCUGAUGCAGGAAGAGCAGCACCUGGUGUCUGGCUCGCAGCACCCACAGGAGGCGCCCGCUGGGCAGUGCCCCUGCAAGUGCUCCGAGGGCGGGGAAGGGUUGGGUGGGAAGCCCAGCCUGCAGCCGCAGUGCUGCUGCGCCGACUGCGUGACCCAGAGGCAGCUGCUGCUGAAGCCCCAGCAUGACUGCCGUGCUGAGAUCUGGUGCAAGUACGGCGGCUGUGGAAGAAGCUUUGAGGACAAGAGAGUCCUGAGAGUGCCUGAGAGAGCGCACAGCGAAGAGAAAGCCUCGCCGUGCCCGAGCUGCUUGUAACGCGCCCGCUGCCACGCGCCCACCCAAGCGAGGGACCGCACCUUGUUGCUCUUGCGGCAGGGACACCAAACCUGGCUCGGUGGGAGCUCAUGCCAGGAGCCAACUGCUGACCGACUGCGGACCUGUAAGAGUCUGAGGCAGGGCAGGCUGCGCGUCCCAGCCUGCGGGGCUCGGGAGGACUGUGGUGGUUCUUGUGAACAGGACACUUGCGAGUGAAGCACCCUGGAGGUGGGGUGUGAGAUGCAGCAGGUUGGUCACGAGGCAGUGGAUGGACUUGGACACAACGCGCGAGCUUUCUGUGUUUUGAACAUACCAAAUUGUAAGGCGGGUGGAGCUGAGGAGCAGCAGGUGCCGGAUCAUGGGUCUGCAGCGCUUCUGCCAGCACCUGUCUGUGAAGAGUUGGAUUGUGCGGGGUGGGGAGGAGCUCGGGAUCCUGCAUGCUGACUUAAGGAUCGCUUCUGCCGUGCAGGAGGCCGGGCAGAGGCAUGUCUGCUGGGGCCUGGCUCCAGGCUGAGCGUUGCAGUCCUGCAACAUGCAGACCUGGCGUGGGGCACAGAGGGGCCUUGGUGGGCUGGGAGCUUCCGCCGGAGCCCUCUGCCCUCAGCAUCCAGACUGACGUCCCUCCACAAAAAGGCUGAGGGCCGGAGAGCUGUGCCCCGCUAUUGGCUGCCCACCAGCGUGGGCAGAGGAGCAGCUUCGCUGGGGAUGAGCGAGCUGCAGAGGGCAGCGACGGGUCCCUUCCUGCCUCGAGGACCCUGGAGGAUCACAGCUAAGUAUCUCCUCCGAGCCGGGAGGGGUAAUACAGGGUGAAUAUGGGGGGUGGGGAUGGGGAAUGUAGCUUCCGCUUCUGUACUUGCUCUAUGGAUAACCUUUCUGAGUAGCGCCUCUUUCUGGUACUCACCUAACUUCUGCAUAGAUAACCAGGAGUGCCGGGCAGCGGUGUCUGCACUGCCCACAGCUGCGCCCGUGCUGGUGGGCGAGCAGUGUGGAGCUGUCUGGCUGGGGCAGGGCUGUGGGGCAGAGCUUUAGGGAUGGGAGCUGCUGGCCUGGAAGCUGUUCCCGCUUGGAAACGCGCUUCGCAUAAAAGGGGAAGCAAAUCUCGCCUGCUGUGCCCAGAGGGCCCGGCUUGCCGCUGCUCCCCUCGCGCUGUGAGCCGUGCAGCCCCAGCCCUAGCAGCACGCCCCUAUCGCUUCGCUCAGCUGCAGAGCCUCCUUGCUACCAUGGUUUGGCAAAGACCUUCGCUGAGGACAUGCGGGUGCUGUCGGCGGUGCCCGGCGCGAUCCUGGGUGCGCUCUGCCUGCCGCCUGCUCCCUGUGUUGUGGGGGCACGGUGUGAGGGAGGCUGCUUGCUGUGCAGUGAGCAAGCGCCUCGCCGGCUGCCCAGCACAGAGGUGGGGUCUCCGUUCCUGGGGAUGUCCAACACCCAGAGGGACGCAGCCUGGGGCAGCGGCGCGGUGGCCCUGAUGGGCAGCGAUGGAGCAGGCCGUAACCAGAGCUGCUCAGCCCCAGGACUUGGAGCGGCCAGGAGGGCACACCGGGACGGCCCCGCUGGACCUGCGUGCUGGGUAAGGAUGUUUUCUGUUAGCAGAGUGCCCGGCUGGUGGCACGGCCACGCGAGGGAUGGUGGCAUCCUGGCGUGGGGUCCCUGGCUCCAUCCUCAGGCAGGGAGUGGGCAUUGCUCCCUGCAGCGCUCAGCCCCGCUCACCCAGCAUCACGCUCCAGCGACGUUUCAGGUCCUUGCAACUCUAUUUUUUUGAGGUUAUUUAAAAUAAAAGCUUACUCACAGCA
Tympanuchus pallidicinctus (lesser prairie-chicken) is the source of this 5890-nucleotide messenger RNA. Its product is annotated as zinc finger protein 585B-like. The record is from RefSeq and is a predicted model, not a curated record. The transcript has 7 exons. Bases 78 to 4103 code for a protein of 1341 amino acids. NCBI's taxonomy places the organism in Eukaryota, Metazoa, Chordata, Aves, Galliformes, Phasianidae. Gene Ontology annotation, biological process: regulation of transcription by RNA polymerase II. Gene Ontology annotation, molecular function: RNA polymerase II cis-regulatory region sequence-specific DNA binding; DNA-binding transcription factor activity.